AUGGUUCAGUUCAGUGCGUGCCCACAAAACCAGCGGACGUUCCGGGCACCAAUCGAUCUUACUGGACAUCUUCGAACCAACUACAUCAUUUGGACGACACCAUCCGAUAUCCUCCCGCCCACCUUUGACUUGCCAACCACACCCACGGUCAACACUGACCGCACUCCUGAAAACCCACUGCCAUUCUCCUUCAUAGCCUCAACAUCCGCUGCUGCGGCUCCUGCACACACCGCCGCUGCACUCAAUCCUAACGUACCGACAAACAUCAAUCUCACCACCGACGACGCCAACGAUGUGGACUCGGUCCACACCUGCCCUUAUUGCGGUCGCACCGUCACUUCACACAUCAGCCUGGUCGGUCACUUGCGAAUCCGUCGCGCAGAGACUGGCGAACCAGUGCCUGGAGCACCCACAUACACCCGCUGCAUCCGCCCCAACCGCCCUCAACGCAUCCGCACAUUCACUCGCCGCAUUCAUGAAAACCUGCGGAAGACAACCGCCGGCCGCGUCACACCAUCACAUCUUCCCUCACCAGCGCAUGCACCACAACAUCAUCCAUCGUAA
This is a messenger RNA of Spirometra erinaceieuropaei, 564 nucleotides long. The record is from the annotation of a GenBank genome assembly. Lineage: Eukaryota; Metazoa; Platyhelminthes; Cestoda; Diphyllobothriidea; Diphyllobothriidae.